Messenger RNA from Owenia fusiformis, 1539 nucleotides. Lineage: Eukaryota; Metazoa; Annelida; Polychaeta; Sabellida; Oweniidae. The record is from the annotation of a GenBank genome assembly.
GAUAAACACCAAGCAACCUACAAACUCUGAGUAAAAGUCUUCACAGUUGGAGACAUCAGACGACAAUGUCAGAUGACGCAGCUUCUGUAGAACCAGACGGAAACUUGGAGAUAAUAUAUCAACAAGAUCACUAUGACAAUGGGACGCUAAUUCAACACAAAUAUAAAGCCGCACAGCUCGUGACAUCAACCCAUGCGAGGAAAUCAUAUGGUCUCCAAGGUGACUGCCAAACAAGUGAUGGCGCCCCAGCUACAGUUAAUAAAACGUUUGAUGAAACUAAAUCAGUGGAACAGUGGCAACAGAGUGAUGCGGAAGAGAAACGUAUAGAAUUUAUGGAUACUCUUCAGAAAAAAGGAUCUAUGAAAAUCCAAAUGAUAGGGCUACCAGGUGUCGGCAAGACUAGUUUCUUGAAUACUCUUGCAGCAGCCAUUUGUGGACACUUUGACGAGUCAUUCGAGGUCACGAAAGUGGAAGAAUUCGAUCUUCACAUAAUAUUUAAUGCUGGAAACAAUCCAAGUGUGAAGAGAUUAAUAAAGGAAAAGCCAUUUUCAUCAGGACUCACUGGACAAGAAGGUGGGAUGUAUAGUAAACGGCGGUUCAAGAAAGUCAUCAGAUCAUUGAUAUUUGGUCCAGUUAAAGACGGUGAAAAUAUCAUUGGUCCCGAUGGUCUGUUAUCUAUGGAAACAAUGGAAAUACGAAAGACAUUUUCAAGUGCUGAGUCUGAAGAGGAAACGCAACCGGAUGUUGUCUUCAGAAUUAUAUCAGCAGAUUCUCCCCUGCCCGACGCCAUGUUGAAUGACGUUAGACAAACGCUGCGAUAUAAACAAAAUGUGCGUGUAUGUGGUGUAAUCACAAAGAUCGAUACAGUAACUGAUUGCGACGUCUAUCGACUAAAGAAAGAGAAAUUCAUCGACAUACUGAAUUUAAAGAGAGAGGAACACACCCUAUUAGAGCUAAAAAAUUACGUAGGUGUGAGGCCGGGUGAACGUCGUCCAAGUAUUGACAUGAAUGUCCUGAACAUUUUACUUCGAUUAUUAAAGGAAUUACCGGAUAAGGAGACUAUGAAAGGAUUGGACCAACUCGACCAAGAAUUUGAGGGUGAUGUAACGGAUAUCCUCGGAUAUAGCGAAGAAUGGAUUGAUUCGUUAUGCUAUCUUGCAAAAGUAUUUGUUUCAUCUAUUGCCAUUGGCGCCGGUAUUUUACUGUAUGUGAUGUGUCGUAUAGGUAUGUUUUAACCCUCCAAGUGCAAAACAGUGGUGAUGUGUCUUAUUUCGAGUACACAACCAUUCAGACACGAAAUAUAACUCUUGAAUAGACAACAUAACUGACUAUGUUUCUUUGAUUUAGUUUUCAUAUUUGAUCUUUUUACUUAAGACAGUUUACUCAUUAAUCCAAGAACUUUUCAUUUUCCAGUGCGUUCGUUACAAGUCAAUUAUAAUUUGUCAUAUUAAUUCGCUACUAAAAUGGGUUGCAUCACAAGGGGAACAUUUUUCAAUUAUUCAAUCAUGAACAUAGACAUUACAUUUAAAGAUCAAUAUA